UCGUGUCAUCCUAAGGCGCACUGGGCUUUGUCUUGCCUCUCCUGCAGGUGGGCUUGGCGAUCAAGCCUGGUACUACAGUCGAACACUUGGCACCUUGGGCCAAUCAGAUAGACAUGGCUUUGGUGAUGACAGUAGAACCUGGAUUCGGAGGGCAGAAAUUUAUGGAAGACAUGAUGCCAAAGGUCCAGUGGCUGAGGACACAGUUUCCCUCACUGGAUAUUGAAGUGGAUGGAGGAGUUGGGCCUGACACCAUCCAUAAGUGUGCAGAGGCAGGUGCAAAUAUGAUUGUAUCUGGCAGUGCUAUUAUGAAGAGCGCAGAUCCAAGAUCUGUGAUCAAUCUUCUAAGGAAUGUGUGUUCAGAAGCAGCUCAAAAGCGCUGUCUGGAUCGGUGAGACCUACCCAAGCGGUGUUCAAGAAGGCUCUGUGUGUGCAGGAGAACCCUUGUUUCUCGUGUGUAAGGGAGGGCUGGAUGAACAUUAAUUGCGGAAACUCGUUGCUGCUGAACAGAGGAAUCAUUCCUUCACUGCAAUGAAGCAAGCAGCAGUGAAAAACAUUCUGGCUGUCUUUCAGGGUUGAAAAACGCAAUGGUUUGAACCUGUCUCUUGAUUCUGUGGAGGCUAAUUUUAUGGCACAACCUAUAACGCUGACUGGAUUGAACUAAACUUCAGUCAGUUUUUGCUUACUAGAAGAGUGUAGCAUCACCACAAGCAAUCUCUCUUGGGGAAGACUCUAAUCAAACUGCCUUCUCCUGUCUGUAUUUUGUCAUUUGAUCUGUGCAUUCCUACAAAACUUUUCCAGUAUCUGCAUUAAACACCC
This is a messenger RNA of Haliaeetus leucocephalus (bald eagle), 816 nucleotides long. It is a transcript of the gene RPE, whose product is annotated as ribulose-5-phosphate-3-epimerase. Bases 114 to 392 code for a protein of 92 amino acids. Gene Ontology annotation, biological process: pentose-phosphate shunt, non-oxidative branch; carbohydrate metabolic process. Gene Ontology annotation, molecular function: D-ribulose-phosphate 3-epimerase activity; metal ion binding. The record is from RefSeq and is a predicted model, not a curated record. Lineage: Eukaryota; Metazoa; Chordata; Aves; Accipitriformes; Accipitridae. The transcript has 3 exons. Gene Ontology annotation, cellular component: cytosol.